Messenger RNA from Ylistrum balloti, 4872 nucleotides. Its product is annotated as A disintegrin and metalloproteinase with thrombospondin motifs 18-like. Gene Ontology annotation, biological process: proteolysis; extracellular matrix organization. Bases 1 to 4872 code for a protein of 1623 amino acids. Gene Ontology annotation, molecular function: metalloendopeptidase activity. Lineage: Eukaryota; Metazoa; Mollusca; Bivalvia; Pectinida; Pectinidae. Gene Ontology annotation, cellular component: extracellular matrix. The record is from RefSeq and is a predicted model, not a curated record. The transcript is spliced from 22 exons.
AUGACUUCAUACAGAACAGUCUCAGAUACAGCCAAACAGUCUCAGAUACAGCCACACAGUCCCAGAAACAGCCAAACAGUCUCAGAUACAGCCAAACAGUCUCAGAUACAGCCAAACAGUCCCAGAUACAGCCACACAGUCUCAGAUACAGCCACACAGUCCCAGAUACAGCCAAACAGUCUCAGAUACAGCCACACAGUCUCAGAAACAGCCACACAGUCCCAGAUACAACCACACAGUCCCAGAUACAACCACACAGUCUCAGAUACAGCCACACAGUCCCAGAAACAGCCACACAGUCCCAGAAACAGCCACACAGUCCCAGAUACAACCACACAGUCUCAGAUACAGCCACACAGUCCCAGAAACAGCCACACAGUCCCAGAAACAGCCACACAGAUACAACCACACAGUCUCAGAUACAGCCACACAGUCCCAGAAACAGCCACACAGUCCCAGAUACAACCACACAGUCUCAGAUACAGCCACACAGUCUCAGAUACAGUCACACAGUCCCAGAUACAACCACACAGUCUCAGAAACAGCAAAACAGUCUCAGAUACAGCAAAACAGUCUCAGAUACAGCCACACAGUCCCAGAUACAGCCACACAGUCUCAGAUACAACCACACAGUCUCAGAUACAGCCACACAGUCUCAGAUACAACCACACAGUCUCAGAUACAGCCACACAGUCCCAGAUACAGCCACACAGUCCCAGAUACAGCCACACAGUCUCAGAUACAGCCACACAGUCUCAGAUACAACCACACAGUCUCAGAAACAGCAAAACAGUCUCAGAUACAGCAAAACAGUCUCAGAUACAGCCACACAGUCCCAGAUACAGCCACACAGUCUCAGAUACAACCACACAGUCUCAGAUACAACGACAUAGUCUCGGGUACAGCCACAGUCUCAGACACAACCACAUAGUCCCAGAUACAGCCACACAGUCUCAGAUACAGCCACACAGUCCCAAAUACAACCACACAGUCUCAGAAACAGCAAAACAGUCUCAGAUACAACCACACAGUCUCAGAUACAGCCACACAGUCCCAGAUACAGCCACACAGUCCCAGAUACAACCACACAGUCUCAGAUACAACCACACGGUCUCAGAUACAAACACACAGUCUCGGGUACAUAUAUGUGGCAGUGUUGAUAAUGAAAUCUCAGGGAGCUACAGAAUCCUUCCCACAGUUCACAGAUUUGCUCAUAUCAUCCGUGUAAAUAGCAAAGGCCAUUUCAUCUCACAUUGGGGUUAUGAUUCACAUAACUCUCAUGUAUUGGAGCGUCGUCGUCGCAGUGUCCAACUAGAUAAUCAUUUGUACCUCAACAUAACAUCAGACAUUGAGACAUUUCAUGUUAAACUCUCUCACAAUUCUCACUUACUGGCCCCUGGGUUCAAAGUCUAUCUGCGACAUGGAAACAACAUUACAAACUCCAUGGAAACAGAGAGUUCGUCGCACACUGAUGAUUGCAUGUACAGUGGGGACAUCAUCUCCCAUUCUUCCAAAGUGGCAUUGGCGCUCUGUCGUGGAGUGACAGGGAUUCUACGGUUGCCAGAUGAAGACUAUGUCAUAGAACCAAUGCCUGUAAAUUUUGAUGUUAGAAACAUAUCUACCUCUCAACAACAUCACCAUGAACAUCGUCGUCAUAACCAUGGAUACAGACUUCCUCAUGUCCUUUACAAAAUGUCUGCUGUCCAUGGCCAUGAACCAAGAUAUUAUGAAGCUCAAAAUUAUGACAAACGUUCAAAUGCAACAAGGACGAAAAGAUCAUCUACUUCUCAGAAUCUACAACAGAACUUGUCACAUGAGCAACAACGUCAGGAAAAAUUGUCACAUGAACGUCAACGCCAAGAAAGGUUGUUACAUGAGCGACUUCGUCGACAGCGGUUGUUGCUUGAGCGACAGCGUCAAGAAAGGUUGUCAACCGAAAGACGUCGACAGGAAAUGUUGUUGCGCGCUCGACGUCAACAAGAGAGGUCUAGGUCAGAAAAUGCCAGGCGGCAGCAGGAGAGAUCAUCAAAUAGCAGACGACAAGCGGAAUCGUCAUCUGCCCAACGCCGAAAGGAGUUCUCACGCACAAAAACUGUCGAAACUCUUGUGGUUGUAGAUCAACAUGUGUAUAAAAAACAUGGACGCCAGAAUGUGACUACUUACGUCCUCAGUAUGUUUAACAUGGUGUCACAGUUGUUCUUAGAUGACAGUCUUGGAUACAAAGUCAACAUUGUAUUGGUUGGGCUUAUUAUCAUGGAUGGAUCUGAGCCUGGACUUAGCAUUAGUCACAAUGCUGACAACACACUCAAUAGUUUCUGUCAGUGGCAAGCUGUAAUAGGGGGAAAACGGCACCGACAACAUGACCAUGCUAUUCUCCUAACGGGACUGGACAUCUGUGCCUUACGAAAUGCUCCUUGUAAUACUCUAGGAUUUGCACCGGUGAAGGGGAUGUGCAACAGACUAAGGAGCUGUAGUGUUACAGAAGAUUCAGGGCUGGCUACCGCAUUCACAAUUGCUCAUGAAAUUGGACACAAUUUUGGAAUGCUUCACGAUGGAACAGACAAUUUCUGUCGGCCUCAUGCUGGAACAAUCAUGUCCCCGACACUCAGCUCCAAGAGCGGCAUAUUUCAAUGGUCUCAGUGCAGUCGUAACUACCUUCAUAGGUUCUUCAACACAAUCCAGUCAAGUUGUUUAGUUGAUGAACCACAGGCUGUGGCCGAGUUGAAGUUCCCAGAUAAACUACCAGGAGAAAUCUUUAAUGCCGAUACACAAUGUCGGUGGCAAUUUGGGAAGCAUGCAAGACUGUGCAUUUUUGACUUUGGAAAGAGAGAAAUUUGCCAAAAGCUGUGGUGUUACAAGAGUGGGAUGAUGUGUGAAACCAAAUUCCUCCCAGCAGCUGAUGGGACCUCAUGUGGUGCUGGUAAGUGGUGUCGACAAGGUCAGUGUGAGACAUACGGUGUACGUGGUCCUCUUCCAGUAAAUGGACAGUGGUCUGCCUGGUCAGAGUGGUCAGCUUGCUCAAGGACAUGUGGUGGAGGUGUCAAAGGUCGAAAGAGGCAGUGUAAUGAUCCAUUGCCACAGUAUGGGGGUGAACCAUGUAAAGGAAAUGACAGCAUGAGUAAGCUGUGUAACUUACAGAGUUGCGCGGAGGACAGUGUUGACUUCCGCAGUGUCCAGUGUAAAGGAUAUGAUGACAAGGCAUUCCGAGGAUGGCAUUAUAAAUGGAAGCCUUACAAACGUAUAUUCGAUGUACAAGACCAGUGUAAGUUAUACUGUCAGGCCAAUGGAUACAACUUUUUCUACGCUCUUGCAAAACAAGUGGUUGAUGGCACGCGCUGUAAUGAUUACUCCAACGACAUAUGUGUUCAAGGCCAGUGUCGUUCUGUCGGAUGUGACCUUGUAGUUGGAUCUCCUGCCAAGAAAGACAUCUGUGGAGUGUGCAUGGGUGAUAACUCCACUUGUAAUGUGUUUGAAGGCAUCUAUGAAAGUCAACCAGAAAGAAAUCGUUAUUUCCCAAUUGUCGUCAUCCCAAAAGGAGCGCGUAGCAUUGUCCUACGUGAGACAUCACUCUCUACAAACUACCUCGCCCUUCGUAACAUUUUUGGCAAAUACUACCUCAAUGGUGAUUGGCAUUUGAGCACAGAGGGAUCUUACACAGUGGGAGGGGCUAGAUUUAUUUACAAACGAAGCUAUCGAGAACCGGAGAGACUGGAGUCAGAUGGACCUCUCUCAGAGGACAUUGUCUUGGAGUUGCUGUCACAAGGUGUCAAUCCAGGGAUAUCUUACCAGUAUGCCAUGCCCAAGGUUUUACCAACCGUAUUUGCAGUUCCCCACAACCACACAUGGAGUGUGAAACUGACUCACUGCAGUGAACAGUGUGCCGGUGGUGUCCAGACAUCCACAGCUCACUGUUCUCGUGAGGAUGGAGAGGAAGUCAAUCCACGUCUUUGUGACUCGAGGUCAAGGCCACAGACAGGCGUGUCUUCCUGUAAUGUAAAACCUUGUACCCCAAGGUGGUUUACUGAGCCCUGGGGUGAUUGCACAAAAUCAUGUGGUGGAGGGAAACAGAAGCGUCGAGUAUUCUGUCGACAGAAAAUCUCUCAAAAGGAGGACCGUCGAGUCAGUAAACGCCGCUGUGACAAAAAUCUCCGCCCAGCCAAAAAGAUUGCAUGUAACACACAGGAGUGCCCACCAGCUUGGCAUAUGAAAAAAUGGUCCGAGUGUUCAACAACAUGUGGUCCUGGCACAAAGACACGAGAGGUGGCUUGUCGUAGUCGCACCAGUCGUGGUCCAAUAGAGCUUCCAGACAACAUGUGUCAACACCAGCCAGUUGUAGCUACAACUAGGAAAUGUCAAGUUGCCAAAUGUCCACCUGUGAUAACCUAUCAGUGGAUUGUGUCAUCUUGGACAGAGUGUACAUCGACUUGUGAUACUGGGGUUCGUACAAGGAAGCUAAAAUGUGGAAAACAGAAAAAUGGCCGUGGAUGGAAAAUGGACAGUUCUGCAAAAUGUCGGAAUGUUAUUCCUCCAGACAUUUCAUUGAAGGAAGAAUGUCAACUACCAGCAUGUCCCGUAAAAGAGCAUCCAUUUUGGUUCUCUUCACCUUGGUCACAGUGCUCAGUGUCAUGUGGUGCAGGGAUCCAGACUCGUCUAGUCCACUGUAUGGACAAGCAGACCCAGGGCCUUGCAUCCGGAUGUGCAGCCAGCACCAAACCAUUGUCUAGGCGGAGGUGUCAGACAAGAACCUGCCCAACACCAGAUCCCUUGUGUAUAGACCAGUUUCAGUGGUGUCAUCUGGUACCAAAACAUGAUAUAUGUAAUCACCAUUUUUACGGACGGAAAUGUUGCUUGUCAUGUAAAACCAAAUCAUGA